Molecule: messenger RNA, 5894 nt
Organism: Sardina pilchardus (European sardine)
Lineage: Eukaryota; Metazoa; Chordata; Actinopteri; Clupeiformes; Clupeidae
Gene: egln2
Product: egl-9 family hypoxia-inducible factor 2
Exons: 5
Coding region: 506-2173 (555 amino acids)
Biological process (GO): cellular response to hypoxia; peptidyl-proline hydroxylation to 4-hydroxy-L-proline
Cellular component (GO): cytoplasm; nucleus
Molecular function (GO): ferrous iron binding; L-ascorbic acid binding; peptidyl-proline 4-dioxygenase activity
Source: RefSeq, a predicted model, not a curated record
ACAACAGCACGUUUUUUUCCUAGGCUGUGGUCCAGAUCAGGUUGUCAGACAAGCGUACACUGCAUUAUGAUAGCUCAGAUAGCCCAAUUCUAAAUUAUGUAGUUAACAUGCCUUUGUAUUGUUGUAGUGAAACAUUCAAAUGGCCUUAUAUCUGUUACAUUUAACAGCAUUCAAUUGAAGAGUUGUUGGAUUUUUAUGAUCGCGGUCUUGGAUGAAGCAGCUGAUUCCAUGACUGUUUACAUUGUAACGUCUUAGUUCAGCGAAUGUGAUUUUAUUCGUAUGAAAUCUUUAUUUCCAUAGCAGAUGAUGUACCGCAGAGAGACUUUAAAUCAUCAACAGAAAAGACACGGAGAUUUUUUCGACAUGAAACUUUCAAAUUCUGCGCGCUCCGUCCGCGAACACAGCGCCGCCAGUAGAGCAGCUCUCCCGCUGUCGCGUGGAGGCUCGGGUGGAACAUGAGGGAAGGACGUGAGCUACGUGCGCAUCCAGGAGUAGACGAUAUGACAUGGAGGGCUUGGGACAAACGGACCUUUUAAACACAAGCUCUACUCACGGACCCAACAGUGUUUGCCUCGCACAAGAAAGACUCACACCAAGCUCGUCGGAGCCACAUGCGGCAGCGAGAAUGGGACUUAACGCUUUCUGUGCCUCGCAGUCCAGGAGCUCCACGGCCGCGGAAUUGCUGGCAGGACUGGCGUCUAAAACCGACGUUCCUGGAAUCUCAGUGUUAAAGAGGGAGACGAAAACUGGUUUGCCCUCGUACAAUGGAGAGGUCGUGUCUCCGUCGGCCACCGACGAAGGUAACUGCAGUGACCUGCUGGCCCAGACACCCAGCGGCUUCACGCAGCUAGAAGGGCUAACGGAGACCCCCGCUGGCCCCGCGCACCCCCCCAGCAGACCCCGACUGCCGGAGAGUGGAGGGGAACGAACGCCACAGUCUUUGCUGAAACGGGCAAACGGCGACAUGCGAGCCCGCCAGGCCCAGCAUCAAAGGCGCAGGGACGGGGAGAACCGGGACAUGGGGCUGGGGGCGCUGGUGGGAGGGGUCGGACUAGGCCCAGUGGGGGGCCCAGGAAACCCUCUCAACCUGGACAAUUAUUUCCCCGCCGAGUGCAAGAGGAGAAAACUGGAGGGGGGCGAGUGCAAGGCAGAUCCCGCGGCGGCCGCCACCGUCCGGAGUACGCGGACCGUAGCCCCGCUGGCCGCCAGCAGCACGUUCAACCAGUGCAGCAACCCAGCGGCGACAUCGCCCCCCGCCGUCAACAGACUCCACCACCACAACUACAGCCACCACCCCUACCCCAACCACAACCUCAACCACAACCACAACCACCACCAGGGCUUCCUCCACGGACUCAGCCCAGCCUUGAGUGCUCUCCCUGGGCAGCCCUCCCCACCCGAGGCCCCCUCCAUCCCCUCGGCGCUGCUGGCGGGCUCGGGCUCGGGCUCUGGCUCUGGCUCGGCGUGGUCGGCGGAGCAGGUGGCCCAGUACAUCGUGCCGUGCAUGAAGCACUACGGCAUCUGCGUGAAGGACCGUUUCCUGGGCGCGCGGCUGGGCGAGCGCGUGCUCGACGAGGUGGAGGGCCUCAACCGCAGCGGGCGCUUCCGCGGCGGCCAGCUGGUCAGCCAGCGGGGCAUCCCCUCGCGCAGUAUCCGCGGCGACCAGAUCGCCUGGGUGGAGGGCCGCGAGCCGGGCUGCGAGGCCAUCGGGGCGCUCAUGGCGCACAUCGACGAGGCCGUCAUGCACAGCGCCGCCAACGGGCAGCUGGGAGACUACGUCAUCAACGGACGCACCAAGGCGAUGGUGGCCUGUUACCCUGGACACGGCACGGGAUACGUCCGGCAUGUGGACAAUCCCCAUGGCGACGGCCGCUGCAUCACCUGCAUCUACUAUCUCAACAAGGACUGGAACGUCAAAGUUCACGGAGGUCUACUGCAGAUCUUCCCUGAAGGCCGUAACGUGAUGGCCAACAUCGAGCCUUUAUUCGACCGCCUGCUCAUCUUCUGGUCGGACCGACGGAACCCACACGAGGUCAAGCCAGCCUUCGCUACACGCUAUGCCAUUACGGUGUGGUACUUCGAUGCAAAGGAGCGUGCAGAAGCCAAGGAGAAGUAUCGACUGGCAACCGGACAGAAAGGUAUCAAAGUGCCUGUCACUCAAAACAGGACCUAACCUUGGGAUGGCAAGGACACCACCGUUGGGAUCUCAGCAGAAGUGCCUUCCCCGGCUGCUAUUGGACAGAAUGUCUGAAGGGGAGGGGCCAGAAUGAGUUCCACAGAACAGGACGCGUCUUCUCUCGCUCUUCUCAGCUCCGCCCAGAACUCAUAUUUGCCAUCUGAUUGGCUAGAGGAGACACUCCCUCCGUGCUGAUUGGACGGCUGAGACUGUGGAGAAAAGGGUGGGAGGGAAACCGAUGAAGGGGGAGAGAGAAGGAGAGAUGGAUAGAGAGGGAGAGGGUAAAGGGAUAGAAUCUCAGGAGAUGGCUGGCUGAAAAGUGGAUGGAGGCUUGUGUGGCUCUGCCGGGGCAAGAGGUCGUCAUCUGUGGAAUUAUCAGAUGUUGUUUAUUUGUUUGUUUUCUCUGUUUGUUUGUUUGUUUGUUUGUUUUCAGUGCUCUCAGUAAUCAUUGGUUUGUGCGUAAACAAAAAAUCACAUAUGAAGCUUGUCUUCGGAGGUGCUCCCCCUCUGUAUGUAUUUAGCAGCUAGCUUAUCGCCCAUCCAAUCAGAUCCCUCAGAGUGGCCACCACACUCACAGGAAGUGGCUCUCCUCCUCGCGCAGGAGUUUAGGAGCUGGGCUCCCCCCCCGUGAGGCUCAGGACACAACAGGAAGUGACAUCGCCAGCCUACAACAGGUACCACCAUGACUAGUUGGCCCAAACCUUGAGCUGAGAGUGGGCCAGGGGGUCCUGAAGAACAAACGGAAUAAAACAGAACAUUCACUUGAGGAGAACAGACACUACAUUGGCCCUUUACAUUUCAAGGACUAAGAACUGAAUCUUAACUUGUGUGCACUGUGAAGGCCUAUUGCAGUUCUUGAGGCAGGUGUCUCAAAGGGUGUGUGUGUGUGAGAGAGAGAGAGAGUGUGUGUGUUGUAGUAUUGUAGUAUGGCUAAAAACAGUCAUGCACUGAGGUUGCACAACUGUACAUACAGUUAAGCCCAAAAUGAUUAGCCCCCCUUAUGAAUUCAGAUAUAAUCCUUUGUUUAUACAUGAAAAUGACCAUUUCCAAGAAUGUGCCUAGUUUAUAUGAUUACAGAAGCGCAAAGACAGUAUGCCCACAAAGUUUGAUGAUCAUUGUUUACUCAUGCUCUGAUUUGUGACAAGAAAAGCAAGAAUUGACAUGUUCAAAAUUAUUAGCCCCCAGACCAUUAAUAGUCAAUAGUGAAGCCUUUCUUUGCUUCAACUGACAACAACUUCUUUGAAUAGUCUUUUACUAUGUUGGCACAUAUCUCUUAAGCACUCUUUAGCUCCAGCUCGUCCAAACUGCAUGGUUUUCUUGAAUGGACUCUUGCUUUAAGCACGUGCCACAGAUUCUCAUUGGGGUUGAGGUCUGGUCUCUGUGUAGGCUAUUCCAGCACCUUGAUUUUGGUAUCCUUUAGGGCGUUUUAGACCACUUUUCACUAUGCUUUGGGUUAUUAUCAUGCUGAAGGACCUGGUGGUGACCUAAGCCUAGACUAAGAGCAGGCGUCUUGAUGUUAUCCCUCAAAAGGUCAACAUAAUCUUUCUUUUUCAUGAUCCCAUGCACCCAAACAAGGCUCCCUGUGCCUGAGACAGCAACACAGCCCCAUAACAUGAUGCUCCUACCACCAUGCUUCACUAUGGGAACUGUAUUUUUAUGGUUGUAGGCCUUCCUUUUUUUCGCCAAACAUAGGCAACAUCCAUGUGCCCAAACAGCUCCAGUUUAAUGUCAUCAGACCAAAGGACAGUUUUCCAAAAGUCAUUUUUAGCUUUUAAAUGUGCAUGUGCAAAGUUCAGUCUGACUUUGAAGUACCCCUUUUGGACUAAUAGUUUUUUUCUCAGCCGAUGACCUUGGAGGCCUCCACAAUAAAAAUCCCUCGCUACUGUCUUCCUCAAGACUUUAACCCCAGAGGUCUCAAGGUCAGCAACUAUCAUUUUGGCGGAUGUGCAGGGUUCCUUGCUAACAUCCCUGAUGAAUUUCCUCUCUAGAUUGAGAUAUUUAGCAUUUUCAUCCACACUUAGGUUGGUUAUGCACAAACUUGGAACUCUUUGUACUUUGUAAUGAUGCCUUGCACGGCUGUUCUACAGACUGUGAAGCAUCUAGAGAUUACAGUAUAGCCUUUCUCCAUAUUAUAGGCCUCAAUGAUGUUCUUUCUGAGGUCCAGACAGAUUUCCUUUAUCUUCAGUAUGCCUGUAAAGGCAGUCCCCCCCCAGACAGGUGUUCAAGUGCCUGUAGGCCUGUUCCUUGAAGUCUUUAGGUAAACAAUCAAUGCUGGUUGGGUGUUCAGGUGUUGUCUGGACAUUAACUAACUGCAAAGGUGUGGCUUGAAAGGUGACAGGUUGGUUGUGUGUGUUUAAAAGCAAAAAAAUCACAUGGGGGCUAUUAAUUUUGACCACUCCACUUUUCACACAAUUUGAGAUUAAGCAUUCCUAAUAAUAUAUUAACACUCCAAAAUGCACCAGAUUCUACAUAAUAACACUGGCGAAUGUUUGAUUUUUAAAAUUUGAUCAGGGAUGAAAAAUUUAGGGAGAAUUUUAGAGUAAUGUUCCAAAAUUUCAGGGGGGCUAAUAAUUUUGGGCUUAACUGUAUGUGUGUGUUUGUAUGUGUGUGGGGGAGAGAGAGAGAGAAAGACAGACAGACAGAGAACUAGUCCCAUUGUCCCAGAAGAGGUGUAAAACAGGGUUCAAUGAAUGUUGUGGUGUGUGUGUGUGUGUGUGUGUGUGUGUAAACAGCUCUUCAAGUGGCCUUGUCCUUGUACCCUUCCAGGAUGAGGGCCUUAUCCACUGGCAACAGGACUUCACACAGACAGCUGCUACAGUAGAGUUAACCUUGAUGUUAGUCUGGGAAAACAACGACUACCCAGAAAAACAAUAUGGCUGCCUUUUCGUCUAAUGGAAGAAAUCUGUUAGUUCCGGCCCCAGUCCAGCCACUAAAAGGCAGUUUCUGUUGGUUUGUCCUAUUAUUACAAACAAAUGAAGGUGAAAUGAAAGGGAACUUUUCGGCUUUGCAGUACUUAGAGUGUGAUCCGCGCCAGCCUACAUCUAACACAGUUAUACAGCACAAUUAUCUUCUUGGAUAGACAAUAUCAGAGCACAUGCAAAAACACCAAGCAGAACAUCAGAUCACAAAAUAAGCAACAAAUAACUGCACAGCAUGCUUAAGAAACAAAAAACGAAUGAAUAAAUAAAUAAACACCUAGUAACCCAUUUGCUAUCUUAAACAGUGACAAUCCCAUCAAAAAGAAUACAUUUCCCAGCAGGCAUUACAGUUUGAACUCGCACUAGCAACGUUUGUGAAUAUCCCAGUGGAAUGAGAAGAGAAAAUGGAGAACUACCCUUACGGCGUGAGGUUACUGGAGGAUGUGUGUCUGUGUAGAAGUCCCACUUCAUGUCGGUGGGGUCCAGAAAUGGCCUUUUAUUUUGUUGUAAAGAAAAAAGUGUGCCAGAUUAUCAUCACAAGAAGUCAAUUAAUGCACUUUAUUGUUGAGAAACCAGUUGUGUGAAUGAGGAGUGAAAGAGAGAGAUGGAAGUGUGAUGAAAAUAUGCUUAAUGCUGUGGUUAAUAUAAUUAAAAUGCAAUAGAAAAGAAAAGAAAAGAAACAACAACAGAGAACAAAUUCUAUCUUUCUGAUACGUCAACCCCCUGGAGUUUUGUUUUGUUUCCAUUUUUUUUGUCUUUUGCAAUAUGUAAUUAAUUAAAGCUGGUCAGUGAUUUGGUAA